This is a messenger RNA of Grammomys surdaster, 354 nucleotides long. It is a transcript of the gene Hmga2, whose product is annotated as high mobility group AT-hook 2. The transcript is spliced from 5 exons. Gene Ontology annotation, biological process: regulation of DNA-templated transcription. Gene Ontology annotation, cellular component: nucleus; chromatin. Lineage: Eukaryota; Metazoa; Chordata; Mammalia; Rodentia; Muridae. The coding region runs from base 1 to 354 and encodes 117 amino acids. The record is from RefSeq and is a predicted model, not a curated record. Gene Ontology annotation, molecular function: DNA binding; transcription coregulator activity.
AUGAGCGCACGCGGUGAGGGCGCCGGGCAGCCGUCUACAUCAGCCCAGGGACAACCUGCCACCCCGGCGCCACCGAAGCGAGGACGCGGCCGACCCAGGAAGCAGCAGCAAGAGCCAACCUGUGAGCCCUCUCCUAAGAGACCCAGAGGAAGACCCAAGGGCAGCAAAAACAAGAGCCCCUCGAAAGCAGCUCAGAAGAAAGCAGAGACCAUUGGAGAAAAACGGCCAAGAGGCAGACCUAGGAAAUGGCCACAACAAGUCGUUCAGAAGCCUGCUCAGGGGGUUGUGUUUAGAAAAUGCACCAGGUGCCAUGAAUUGCAAACCUCAAGUCUGUCCCACAAUCCUCAUGGGUGA